This is a messenger RNA of Saxophila tyrrhenica, 390 nucleotides long. RefSeq lists its product as uncharacterized. The transcript has 2 exons. Bases 1 to 390 code for a protein of 129 amino acids. Lineage: Eukaryota; Fungi; Ascomycota; Dothideomycetes; Mycosphaerellales; Extremaceae. The record is from RefSeq and is a predicted model, not a curated record.
AUGACAAUCCUAGACAUGUUCACCCAUCUGAGGCGCAAAGUAAGCGGCAAGAACAAGUCCUCCUCUUCCCCUAUCGACUUGACGCCUCAAGGACAACAAGCCGAAAACGACCACGCCUCUCAUCAUCAUCACAAUCCCAGCCCCUUUGAAACAGCAGUUGAACCCUACGCCAACCUCAGCGAGAUCGCAGCACCAGAGCCAGUUCAGAACAUUGCGGAACAAGGCACACUCGAGGAGCGAAGGACGCAGCAGAAUCGUGGGACAGAGCAAGACGAGUCCCCAAAUGCCGAUUCGAGCGAGGUCGCUGCGCCGCCGCCGGUGGAACGAGAAGGCGAAGGGAAGGUUAUGCGGCAGCGUAGGCUAGAGUAUGAGUUGGGCUUCAUUUUGUGA